Molecule: messenger RNA, 7663 nt
Organism: Myodes glareolus (Bank vole)
Lineage: Eukaryota; Metazoa; Chordata; Mammalia; Rodentia; Cricetidae
Gene: Cramp1
Product: cramped chromatin regulator 1
Biological process (GO): pattern specification process
Cellular component (GO): nucleus
Molecular function (GO): chromatin binding
Source: RefSeq, a predicted model, not a curated record
GCCCCGCUCCGGCGCUGACUUCAGGUCCCCGGCGGCCGCCGUAGCCGGAACUGUUUAGAGCGCGGCGGCCAGGGUGUGGGAGGGCGAGCGGCGGCAGCACCGGCGCCCUCAGCCCUGUCAGCCGCACUCCGGUCCACGGAAAAGACGUGCGAAGGGAACGGUGCUCGGCGACCGCAUCCAACACACAACCAGCAGCCCGGCGUCGCGGCCUCGCCGCAGCCGGAGCUGCCCGGCCCGGUUGGUUCUGCGGGCGCCCGCGGAGGCCCGGGAUCCGGGAUCCAGGCUGCCGGGAGGCGUGGAUGAAAAAGGAUGACAGUGAAGUUGGGCGACGCCGGCAGCGGGGAGGAAGGGCUCAAGAAGCUGGGCAAGCGGACGGCCGAUGAGGAGUCGCUGGACGGAGAGGGGCCCGGCGGCGCGGACGCGGCGGAGGACAGCAGCAGCACAAAGAGGGACGGGCAGACCCCUCGGGCCUCCGGAGCCCCAGCACCACCCAGAGGGUUACCAGCGCCGUCCCCACCGCAGGGUAGUCCCCAAGACCAGCACCACUUCCUCAGGUCCAGCGUGCGACCACAGAGCAAGAGGCCCAGGAAGGACGCGCCCUGCGCUGUGGGUAGUGGUGGUGCCAGCGGUUCCGGGCCGCGCGGAAAAGGAGGUGACGGUGGCGCAUCAUCUUCUGGAAACAUAUCUGUGGUUGCUCCUGCCACCCCUGCAGGAGGUUCGCGCUCCUCUUCCCGGAACUUAGGCUCUUCAGGGCCUGAGAAGGAAGAAGGAAAGAAGGUCCGGAGGCAGUGGGAGUCGUGGAGCACAGAGGACAAGAAUACCUUCUUUGAAGGCCUCUAUGAGCAUGGAAAAGACUUUGAAGCCAUUCAGAACAAUAUUGCUCUAAAAUACAAGAAAAAGGGCAAACCUGCAAGCAUGGUGAAGAACAAAGAGCAGGUCCGGCAUUUCUACUACCGCACCUGGCACAAGAUUACCAAGUACAUUGACUUUGACAAUGUGUUCUCUCGAGGGCUAAAGAAAUCAUCCCAGGAACUCUAUGGUCUUAUCUGCUACGGAGAGCUACGAAAGAAGAUCGGGGGUUGCAUGGAUGACAAGAAUGCAACCAAGUUGAAUGAACUCAUUCAGGUUGGCGCCACCACAGUUCGUUAUAAAGGGAGAAAUCUCCGGAUCAAGGCACCCAUGUGUCGGGCCCUAAAGAAACUCUGCGAUCCCGACGGUCUAAGUGAUGAAGAGGACCAGAAGCCAGUGCGCUUACCCCUGAAAGUCCCUGUAGAACUACAACCACGGAACAACCACGCCUGGGCACGAGUACAGAGCCUGGCCCAGAACCCACGUCUCAGGAUGAUUGUGGAGCUACAUCGAAAAGUCUCUAGCCUCAUUGAAUUCUUGAAGCAGAAGUGGGCACUCCAUGAAGUACGAAUUCGGAAGACACUUGAGGAGAGGCAGCUGCAGGGCUCGAGCACAGCACAGACCCAGGAGAAGGUGGCACUGCACUUGUUCCCAGGCGAGAACUGUACGCUGACACCACUGCCGGGUGUGGCCCGUGUGGUACACUCCAAGGCCUUCUGCACUGUACACUGGCAAGAGGGUGGCCGGUGCAAGCAGGGUACCAAGGACACGCACUCGCUGCCUCCAGCCCAGAUCCUGGGCAUCCAGAGUGGUCAGGGAAUAGCCCGGGGCCAGGUGAAGUGCCAGAGGGGCAGUGCUGAAGCCAAGGGUGGGGGGCGGCUCCUUCCUAAUGCAGAUGCUUCACAGAGUUCAGGGGAGAGUUCCCCUGAGAGUGCUCCUGGAGAGGGGACAGCUCCAAGUAUGAACAGCUCAGAUGCCCCUGACAGGCCUCCUCAUGGGCACCAGGACUCUGGCCCACAGCUUGAGAAGACCUCACUAGCAGCCCUUGCUGUGGGUGGGGAGAGCCCCAUUCAAGAAUCUAGGGCCCUGCCAUGUUCGUGUGGCCAGCCCCCAGACUUGGAAGAUGAACUCUCACUCCUUGACCCCUUUCCCCGAUACCUGAAGUCUUGCCAGGAUCUCAUCAUCCCGGAGCAGUGCCACUGUGCAGACACACAGUCUGGGAGAGAGCACCCUCUUCUUGGUAUGGUUGCUUCCCCAGAAGCGCUCAUGCCCAGCAGCAGAGAGGUUGCAGACAACAGUACCCCUGGCCCGGACCCUCAAACUGGCACCGAUCCUCAACUUGACCCCAGGCUUCUGCCAGAUAUUUGUACUAAAGAGCUGGCAGAUGUAUCUCCUGAAGAGUCCCAGGAGAAAGGGAGCCCCUCAGAACCUCUGUUGUCUCAGGGACAGCCUGCUGCCAGGCCUUCAAAGGAAGUCCCUGCCAGCCAACUGGCCCAACAGCUGCGUGAAGAGGGCUGGAACUUGCAGACCUCUGAGAGCCUCACGCUGGCUGAAGUCUACCUCAUGAUGGGCAAGCCAAGCAAGAUGCAGCUAGAGUAUGACUGGCUGGCUGUGCUGGGCCCUGAGAGCCAGGUGCCCACAGCACAGGGUCAGACUGCCCUACCCCGUUCUCCGCCUUCAGCCCUCCACCAGCAGCGCCUCCUGAACUGCCUCUUGAGGCUCAUCUCCACUGAGGUCCACCCCAAGAUGGCUUUUGAAGCAAACACAGCAUCAACAGCCUCAGUCAGGCCCACCCAGGAGGAACAGUCCACAUCCCCCCCAGGAAAGGUAGUGACCAUCAGCUCUCGGAGUCCCCGCUGCUCUCGAAACCCAUCUGCCCUCCGAAGCAGCAAGACUUUCCCAUCUGGUUCUGCACCUUGUUCCCCAGGCUUAAGGAAUCCCCCAAGACCUCUCUUGGUAGCUGGUUCCUCCAGCGCAGGAAGCGGUGACUCAGAUGGUGGCCUCUUUGCUGUACCAACAACUUUGCCUCCCAAUAGUCGACAUGGAAAGCUCUUCUCUCCCAGUAAGGAGGCGGAACUGACUUUUAGGCAGCACCUGGACUCCAUCAGCAUACAGUCAGACUUCUUCUCACCAAAGCCCAAGAAACUACGCAAACGGCACUUACGAAAGCCACUGGUGGUCCAGAGGACGCUGCUCCCUAGACCUUCUGAAAACCAGUCCCACAAUGUGUGCUCCUUCUCCAUCCUGUCUAAUUCUCCUAUAGCUGGGAGAGGCUGGUUCCGGCCCAUCCAGUCUUCUCUGACCAAAGCAGCUCUGUCUCGACCGAUAGUGCCCAAGGUCCUCCCAUCUCAGGCCACUAGUCACCUGCCCAGUGCCAUCGACUUAGCAGCUCAAAGUGCUGGCAUCAUCCCUGGAAGUCCCUUGCCAGUUUUAGAUACUGAUGGUUCAUCUGGCAUCUCUCCACUGACUUCAGAACAAGUAACCACUGCCAUCUCGGGGCAGGGUGACACUGGACCACACCAGAACAGAGAGCCUGUUACUUCCGUAACGGGUACUAGUGACCCAUUUAUCAGCGUUCCAAGACCAGAGCAGGAGCCAAUGACAGACAGUUUCCAGAGAUCAUCUGUUCUAUCCUUACCUGAGCUGCCCAAGACUCAUCUCCAGAAUGGCCUUUCCACACCUUUACCCUCAUCGGAGAGCCCCAGCACCCGGCUCUCCCCACCCAAUGUUUCUGCACUACUGGACAUAUCCCUACCUGGCCCACCUGAGGAUGUUCUCUCACAGGGAGAACCUGCCACACAGAUCAGUGACUCCAUCAUUGAGAUUGCCAUCAGCUCUGGCCAGUACGGUGAAGGAGUCCCUCUUUCUCCAGCAAAACUAAAUGGCAGUGACAGUUCCAAGAGUCUUCCCUCCCCAUCCAGCAGCCCCCAGCCCAACUGGAUUGCCUCUCCCACUCAUGACCCACAGUGGUACCCCAGUGACUCCACAGAUUCCUCGCUCAGCAGCUUGUUUGCCAGCUUCAUAUCCCCAGAGAAGAGCAAGAAGAUGAUGCUGCCAACUACUGCUGUUGGGGCCAACAGUGGCACAUCUUUGCUUGGCCCUAGCUUGUUGGAUGGAAAUUCAAGGGACUCUUUUGUGUCCAGGUCUCUUGCUGAUGUUGCAGAAGUGGUAGAUUCCCAGCUGGUGUGCAUGAUGAAUGAGAACAGCAUUGACUACAUAUCUCGAUUUAAUGACCUGGCACAAGAAUUGUCCAUUAAUGAACCUGGCCGACGAGAGGUUCUUUUUGAUGGUGGAGGAGGUGGUAAUCCUGUUGGUGACCUCUCUCAAUGACGGUGCCUUGUGACACGGGCAUCCUGGAAUCCACAAGGGAAGUCUGCGGGGCUGGCCCAUGAAACUGUCUUCACAGUAGGGAGAGUCAAGCCCAGAAUCGCCAGAAGUCCGUGAACCAGAGCACCUCCAACAGCAUACGAUAUGCAGCCCAUAGGAGCAACUGAGCAUGGCCUGUCCCAGCAAGCAAGGACAGUACCGUGCACCGAGACCAGGACAAGCUCUGAGAAGGGUAGACAUCAGAAAUUCUUUGAGUAUCAGUCCUUCCUCAAUCCUGCAGGCUGUGUGACAAUCCCACCUGUGUAUCUGCAUGUGAAGCCUUCUAGAGGGUCUCCUUCUUGCAAGAGACGUGCCUGGUGUUCCUUUUGUCUUGGGAGCUGUUAUCCUGUGUUCAGGAAGACCACAGCCACUGCUGCUUUCUUUCUGAUAUCCUUUCCCUACUUGGCUGUUGUGUUUGUAGUGAUGCUACAAGGGAUAGUGAGCAUGAAUCAGGCUCUUUCUUGGUGGUAUCUACAAGCUAAUACACUUCCUGGAUGCCUUGACCAUGAAGCAGAGAAGGGUCCCAGAGUCAUGUAGCUAGCAGAUGUUUGGUUCUUCCUGUCAUAAAAGGGCAGGGGGAGUAUGUCUUGCAGGUUGUAUGGAUGUUUUAUACUAUCCUACAAAGCUGGUUGGAAAUGGUUUUCUUGUGGUUUAAGAAUAGGAGACAUGGCCAGACAGCGGUGAUGCAUACCUUUAAUCCCAGCACUCAGGAGGCUGAGGCAGGCAGAUCUCUGUGAGUUCGAGGUGAACCUAGUCUAUAGAGCUAGUUCCAGGACUCCUAGGUCUAUUACAUAGAGAAACCCUGUCUCGAAAAACAAAACAAAACAGAACAAAAAGAAGUAGACGUGAACAAGGAAUAUUAAGAGUCCUCUUUCUAGGUGGCUUUGUUCUCUUCCUGUGCUUGAUGCUUAAUGUCAGUUCUUUCUAGGUGAACUAAGAUACCAUUCUACUUGCCUGCCCCAACCCCCCUACAAUACACUGCUGUGUCUAUAAAGCUUUUAUGUGUGCCCUAAUUUUUUAUGUAUUAUUGCUGGUGUCUGAAGGGUAUAUUUACCCCAGGCUGCCUCUCUUCCUAUUCUGGAACUCAAGCAGGGUUCACAUGUCAGAGUAUGUUAAGAGCUCACCACUUGGUGGUGUUUUAACAGCUCUUUUCUGGACCCCAUGAUGGUCAGCAAUCAUGAUUGAGGCCAUCCUGCUUAGAAUGGCGCCAACAAGAGCUUUGCACUCUGUAGAUCCUUGCAGCACAGUCACUCUCCUGGCCCCAGUGUGUUCAGGGUGAACAGGUGACGCGUGCAGUGCCCUCUCACCAAUCCCUCUCCACACAGCAGCCAGGACUAACAGGUCCUUUUCUUCUCUUUUCUUUCCUUUGCUUUUGGCAGGGUUUUUCUGUAUAGUCCUGGCUGUCUGUUGUGUAACUCAAUCUGUAGACCAGGCUGGCCUGGAACUCAGAGAUCUGCCUCCCAAGUGCUGGGGUUAAAGGCGUGCGCCACCAAACUUGGCUUGACAGUCCCUGACUCCUGAAACUGCCACCUCUGCUCUCUACCUGUUCUCUCCUUCCUUGUAGAGUAGUCCUUGAGACCUUCCUAGGCCCUUGCUUCUCUCUGUCUGCAGUGAGGAAAGGGAUGGGAACUUCCCUUGAUCCAAUUGUCUCAUCAGCUACUACAAACCCUAGAAUGCAGACUCCACUGCAAGAACUGAGAGGAUACUGGUUCUUGACAGCAAAUUCCUUUACUUCCUCGCCUCCUCCUGUCACUGGUACCUGUAAAGGAUCUGCCCCAGAUCCUCACAUGUAUCCCUAGGUCUGGGAAGUCUAAAACUCUUAGAAGAUGAGAAGAGCAGUGAACAGUGCUGUUAGGAAAGACUGGUGAAGUCCCUAGUGUGUAUCUUUACCCAAUUGUGUGCUUUCAGCAUUCCUUUACUUAGCUGAAAGUGUUUAGAUCUUGGGACUCUAGCAUGAUUAGGAUACUAGACUCAGCCUAGAUCAUUGCUAAUUGCCCUUUCACUAUUCCAAGCAGACUUUCCCACGUUAAGAAUGGGUGCUCGUAGCAUCCUGUUAACUGAGCAUAUAGCACUAGGCAUUUGGGUUCCUGGGCUGAUUCCCAUCAGGCAAUGAAUGCCUUGAGGCACAUGUAAGUCUGUGAUCUCUAAAAGGAGCUGAGACUGCUUUACUUUACUGCUUUACUACAAGGAACCUGAUAGGAUUCCAGGAGAGUCUACUGCUUCUUUAACAGCCAGACAGACAUAUUUGCUCAUCAUUACCAUAUUAAAGGUAUUAAUAGUGGCAUUUGUAGUAGAGAAUCAGUGGGUAUAACUUCUCACAACUUAAUCAAAUAUCCACACAUAAAUCUGGAAACUGCUAAAGGUUGGAGAUUUGUAAAAAACAGCAAGAAAGCCUCCUUUCUGCAUCUUUCUCUGCCUUUCCAUCAGUUUUGAUGGCUUCUGUUCACCUAGGGCUUCCUUUGUGCAUUGGAACUUAGUGUGAUAUACAUGAGAUCACCCCUAUCCCCAGACGGGGGUUCUCUGUGUAAUCCUGACUGUUCUCGAACUCAAGGAGAUCCGCCAGCCUCUGCCUCCUAUGUGCUGGGAUUAAAGGUGUGUGCUACCACCACCAGGCUAAGAAAAUUUUCUGUUAAUACUAAUGUCUUAGACUUUUUGUUGAUUUGUCUUUUCAAAAAGAUUGAGAUCCAGUAUCUCUGGUGCUUGGCAUGGAUUAUUCCCUAGAAAAGAUGCUCAGGCAAGUUGAAGUUCAUAUAUCCUGUAGAGGCAUAGUACUUGCUCAGGGAGUAUGACUUUGGGGACAUUUCAUCUGUUGGUCAACUUUUUUUCCCACCUUGUUCUUUUUUCAUUUCUUGUAGCCUCACUGCUAGGGGAAGUCUCAUACAGUUAAAUAGCAUUUUUAACCAUUAUUAGAAAUGGUCAUAACAAGCUUAGAGGGAAAUUGUUUUAUGUACUUUUUAAAACAUCUGCCAAAUGCAUUCAUGAGGAAAUACCGUACUUUGUCUCUAAUUUAAAAAAAAAAAAAAGGAAAAUUUAAUUUGAAAAAAGAAAACCACAGUAUACCGUUCCAAGAGGAUAGCCUGACGAGGUCAGUCCAGUUUUGGAAGUGCUGUACCAGCCAACCCUUACUUGUUAGUAAGAUUGCAGGCGGGACUCAGUGCUGUUUGCUUUGAUAAUCGUUAAGCCAUAUCAUCUGAGGUUUCCGGCUUGAGAUGUGAAUUUGUUUUAUAAACUAUAAAUAUACAGUGUAUGUAUAAAGCAGAAUGCCUGUCCUUCUGAUUAUUUUUUGUACCAUAUUGUAAAUUACAUUAUUUAUUCUUUACCAAUUUUUUGGGAAUAAAAGGUGUUUUGGUUAUUUAAUAUAAUAAACAAAAACUGUUAAACUUCAGCUAAAAUUUCCAGUUCAGCUUGUAAAUGUUUUUAUUGUGCAUAAAUACAUACUAAUACUUGA